UUCCCUCCACCGCAGCCUGCGGUAGGAGCAUCGCUGGGCCACAGCGGCGGCGUGCGGGUCGGCCGCGCAGCCGGGGCACUGCGCACGCGCCAGAAGCAGCGGCAGAGGCUGCGGCAGGUGUGCCGGGCAUCCUCAUGUGAUCCAGGGGCCUGGGGCGGGGCCUUAGAGGCCACACCUCCUUCAGUCCCCACCCCCCCCCCCGUGGAGGGAUGGGUCCCUUGGGGCUGCUGCUGGCCCUAGCCCUGCACCUGGCGGCGUGUACCCGUACGCACCGGGACUACUGCGUGCUGGGCGCGGGUCCCGCGGGCCUGCAGAUGGCCGCCCUCCUGCAGCGGGCCGGCAGGGACUACGAGGUGUUCGAACGCGAGUCAGCGCCCGGCAGCUUCUUCACACGCUACCCGCGCCACCGCAAGCUCAUCAGCAUCAACAAGAGGCACACAGGCAAGGCCAACGCCGAGUUCAACCUCCGCCACGACUGGAACUCACUGCUCAGCGACGACCCACGCCUGCUCUUCAGACACUACUCGAAGGCUUACUUCCCAGACGCCAGCGACAUGGUGCGCUACCUGGGUGACUUCGCCAAGUGUCUGGGGCUCCGCGUGCAGUACAACACAAACAUCACCCACGUGGCUCUGGACAAGGAUCCACAAGCCUGGAAUGGCCAUUACUUCAUCCUGACCCAGCAAAACGGCCAGGCUUACCAGUGCAGCGUCCUGCUUGUAGCCACUGGUUUGUCAGUCCCCAAACUGGUGGACUUCCCUGGCUCUGAACAUGUGGAGGGUUAUGAGUCCGUAUCCGUGGACCCUGAAGACUUUGUGGGUCAGAAUGUACUGAUCCUGGGCCGUGGGAACUCAGCCUUUGAGACAGCAGAAAACAUCUUGGGAGUCACAAACUUUGUCCACAUGCUGAGCCGCUCGCGGGUCCGGCUCUCCUGGGCUACACACUAUGUUGGAGAUGUCAGAGCCAUCAACAAUGGCCUGCUGGACACCUACCAGCUGAAGUCACUAGACGGACUCCUGGAGUCAGACCUGGGAUAUCUGGCCCUCGUGAAGGACAGCAAGGGCAAGUUCCACAUCACCCUCAGAUUCUUCCUGGAUGAGAACAACAGCAGCCAGAGUGCAGACGCCAUUCCCCUCCCCCAGGAUGACAAUGACAACUUCGCCAUGCGGGUGGCCUAUGACCGUGUCAUCCGCUGCCUGGGCUGGAAGUUCGACUUCUCCAUUUUCAACCAGUCCCUCAGACUCUCCUCGGGGACUGAGUUCAGCAAGAAGUACCCACUGAUCAGAGCUAGCUAUGAGUCCAAAGGAAGCCGGGGUCUCUUUAUCCUUGGGACUGCUAGCCACUCCGUGGACUACCGGAAAUCUGCUGGCGGCUUCAUCCAUGGAUUCCGAUACACAGUGCGUGCUGUCCACCGGCUCCUGGAACAUCGGCACCAUGGCAUCGGCUGGCCGUCCACAGAGCACCCCAUCACACAGCUGAGCAGCUCCAUCAUCCGGCGUGUAAACGAGGCUUCUGGGCUGUACCAGAUGUUCAGUGUGCUGGCUGACAUCAUCCUGUUGAAGGAGAAUGCUACAGCGUUUGAGUACUUGGAGGAGUUCCCCAUGCAGAUGCUGGCCCAGCUGGAGACGCUCACAGGGAGGACAGCACGCCAUGGGCUCUUUGUCAUCAACAUGGAAUAUGGCAAAAAUUUCUCUGGGCCUGAGAAGGACGUCUUCUAUUACGACCGGUCCGUGGCUCACGUAGAAGAUGCCUGGCGCUCUAACUUCCUCCACCCCGUUAUCUAUUACUACAGACACCUCCCGACGGAGCAAGAUAUGCGGUUCCGGCCUGCACAGUGGCCCCUGCCUCGGCCCGCGGCCAUCCAUCACAUAGUGGAGGACUUCUUGACGGACUGGACAGCCCCGGUGGGGCACAUCCUCCCACUGAGACGCUUCCUGGAAAACUGUCUGGGCACGGAUCUGCGAAGCUUCUAUGCAGAGUCCUGUUUCCUGUUCGCCCUCACACGCCAGAGGCUGCCCCCGUUUUGCCAGCAGGGGUACCUGAAGAUGCAGGGACUUUCAAGCACCAAGAGCCUUCGUCAACAUGGUGUGGAAAGCAGGCUCCUACCAGACUACACAGCCAUGGAGAACAGCAGCAGGUGGCUUGGUGACCACCCCUCAGCUCCAGGGCCUCUGACUCAGUCCCUUGACAGCAAUAAGGAGGAACUCUGAGCAUCCUCUCCUGGACUAUGGAGGCUGGUGCCUCCCCAGGGCUCUUUCCUCAGGCUCUCUCCCAACUUUCAAACUGCUCAGGACCAUCAUAGAGAUAACAGACAACAGGACAGCCUAGAGAGUGCUGAAUGCUGGGACACAGUCAUGUGGUGGUGUCCCUUGUGCUGGCCCCGCUCGGUGUUAGAUGCAAGGUUAAGAGAGGGGACCUUCUGCCAGGAAUGAGAUGCCUUCCACAGCCAGCUUGUAUCCAACUUGGAGCAUCACUAAGUACCACGCUGGUCUGGUGCGUCUGCUGCUAGGACCACUCUCCUUUCCCUUCUGGUUCACUCUGCAGAUGGGCUCGGGUCUGCCUGGGGAACAGCUCGCAGCUGAAACCCCCUCAUUUCCAUAGCGGCAUAUUAGAAUGAAAGCUUGAGGUCUUCACCCAUGGGGUAGACAGCUGGGAUCUCUGCUCCCCAGUACAGCUAUGGACCCCAGCUCAGAAGCAUCAACCAUCUCUUAGGGUUGGGCCUGCCCGUGCUGCCCUCUCUUUCCACACUGGUUCUCCCCUUCCUGGCACUGGCUCUCAGCAGAACCCCAGUCCCAGGCCGAGAGCAAUGGUAUAGGACAGGGACAGCAAACUCCUGCAAGGCUGUGCCCAGCUAGCUUCUCAGGAGCAGGGUACCUCAGCGUUAUCCUGUCCCCAAGAUCACACUCCCAGGGAUCAACAGCCUCUGUGCCCCUCUCCCACACUGCUGUCUGGCAUCCUAGCUUCAUCCUCCUUGAGACCUGCCCAGGCAGGGUGAGGUGUUGCUGUGCAUGCUGCCCUGGGCAUGGAAAUGUUGACACUUGCCGGCUCCUGGCUGCCUUGAUGUUCCUCUCCUAGUCGGAGUCACCAUAUUUCACCCAGGUUGAUUGGCAAGCCAAACUGGGGCCCUGCCAUCUCCUCCUCUUUUCCAGAGAAUUUUUAAACGAGUCUUUGAUUUAAUGCCACCCCGUGAAAUCAAGCCCUGUUCCUCACAUCUCCCUCUCCACUCACUGAGGCUGGCUGAGCCACUCUUAGUGCCUUAGCAAGUAGCUGGCUGACACCCUCGUGUAUGACAUCUGCUGCUUCCUGUCGUCUGCCAGAUCAUUGGUUCUGUCAAAUAUCAGGCAGCCCUAUUUGUUUUCAACACAGAGGAUUCUGUUCUUGCUCAGAUGACUAGGGAUGGCUUUUUUCCCUGAUGGGGUGUUGCCGUGUCCUGGCCUAGUACACAUUACAAAGCGCAGCCUGCUCCCAUGAUAAAUACCCUGCCUCAGCCUUCCAAGUGUUGGGAUCUCAAGCUUGAGCCGCAGAAAGUGUUUUAAGAUUUAUGUGUACUUGUUUGUGUCUGUGUGUGGAAUGCACAUAAGUGCCGGAGCUCAGCGGCAAAAGAGGGUGUCCUCAGAGCCCUGUAAGACCGGAUUUACAGGAGGUUGUGAGCCCCCGUACGUGGAGGCUGAGAACUGAGCUCUAGAAGAACAGUAAGUGCUGAGCCAAUGCCUUUGGGACCACUCCCCCAUAACUAUUUUAAAGAAAAUAUUAAAAAUACGGCAAGCUGGAAAUGGUACACACCAACGUCCUAGCACUAGGGUGGUCAAGGCAGGAAAAUUGAGGUUCAAGGCCAGCCUGGGCUCCAUGGAGAGUUCUAGAAUAGUGCAGGCAACAUAACAAGAUCCUGUCUCAAAAAAGAAAUCUCAGCACUCCCAAGGCAGAGGCUGGAAUAUCACUUGUGAGUAAAUUCAAGGCCAGCCUGGUUGACCCGGCAAGUUCCAGGCCAGCUAGAGCUACAUAACGAGACCCUGUCCCAAUAAAUAAAUAAAUGAAUAAAUGAAUGAACAGAGAUUUUUGGGAGGCAUGAGCAAAACCAAUUGUUGGGAAGGGACUGAUUGUUACAGGUGAGGAAUACAAAGUAACUUUUCAUGACCUCCUCUUAAAUGGUGCAGAAGGGAAGAGCACCGAUGAGAUGGAGCGCAGCUGCGGCUGAGAGGAUGGGAAGCCACAGGUCGUCAGCAGUGCCUCUGCUGGGGCUGUGGGACAAGGCUCUUUUUCCCUCUCGUGAUCUAAUUUGUGAUUAUUUUUCAAAUGUGAUUAUAUGCUACUGAAGUAAAAAUCGUUUAUUUUUAAA
This is a messenger RNA of Mesocricetus auratus (golden hamster), 4336 nucleotides long. It is a transcript of the gene Foxred2, whose product is annotated as FAD dependent oxidoreductase domain containing 2. The coding region runs from base 210 to 2210 and encodes 666 amino acids. NCBI's taxonomy places the organism in Eukaryota, Metazoa, Chordata, Mammalia, Rodentia, Cricetidae. Gene Ontology annotation, molecular function: monooxygenase activity; flavin adenine dinucleotide binding. The transcript is spliced from 9 exons. The record is from RefSeq and is a predicted model, not a curated record.